GUACAAAGAAAGAAAAAAGGAUUAUUUGAAAUAAGCAGCCAUGAUUUCUUUCAUUUUUUUAUGCAGGAAUGAAGUCGAGAUAUGAAUGCGUUCAGUAAAUUGCGGCACAAAUUGUGUGAUUCCGCCCUGCAGCACUGAUUAAUCCGGCGUUUGAUUUAUGUCACCGUGGUGUUUAAUAACUUUUGCAAGAUAUAUGAGCAUAAUGUGUUGUCGAAGGCUUUUGCAAGAUGCAUUAGCAUAAUAUUUUCAUUUUAAAAAGAAGGAGCAUACCACUAUGAUUUCUCUAGUUCAAGGGUGGGGUGGGGAGGAAUUCUGUGGCAUUCACUGAAGGCUUAAAGCUGGCAUAACUAACGAUUAACAAGCUGGCUAUUUCAUCUUCUCUUGUCACCUCUUUUCCUCUUUCUGAGGAAAACAGCCCUGACAUGGUUAUUAAAUCUGGCAGCUGUGUGGUGCAUGUAGAGAAGGGCAUGUAGAAAACGAGAGGCUUUCAGAUAACAGCCUCCUUUCUGCAGGUCCUUGGCUUGAAAGGAGGUUCAAAGGGCUCUUUCUCUCCAUUGUAAGUUGCUAAUGUCUGGAUCAGUGCACAGGUCUUACGAAUCGUUGCAAACACCAGCGUGCAGGGUAAAAAGGAACAGGACCCACAUGUCAGUGGUCUAGGAUGGCCAGUGAAGGCUCCAACAUCCCAAGUCCUGUGGUGCGUCAGAUUGACAAACAGUUUCUGAUCUGCAGCAUAUGCCUGGACCGCUACAAGAACCCCAAAGUACUCCCCUGUCUGCACACUUUCUGUGAGAGGUGCCUACAGAAUUACAUUCCAGCCCACAGCUUAACCCUUUCUUGCCCAGUGUGCCGCCAGACAUCCAUUCUACCAGAGAAAGGGGUUUCUGCACUUCAGAACAAUUUCUUCAUUACCAACCUGAUGGAUGUCCUGCAGCGAACUCCAGAAAAUAGCAUUGAGGAGUCUUCCAUCUUGGAGACUGUCACAGCUGUUGCUGCAGGGAAACCACUUUCCUGCCCCAAUCAUGAAGGAAAUUUGAUGGAAUUUUACUGUCAGUCUUGUGAGACAGCCAUGUGCCGGGAAUGUACAGAAGGAGAGCAUGCGGAGCAUCCCACAGUGCCUCUCAAGGAUGUUGUUGAACAACACAAGGGUUCUCUUCAAGCACAAUUAGAUGCUGUCAAUAAAAGACUUCCAGAGAUAGAUACUGCACUUCAUUUCAUAUCUGAAAUUAUACAUCAGCUGACCAACCAAAAGACCAACAUCGUUGAUGAAAUUCAUUCCACUUUUGAUGAACUCCAGAAAACUUUAAAUGUUCGCAAGAGUGUACUACUUAUGGAACUGGAAGUCAAUUAUGGCCUUAAACAUAAAGUUUUGCAGAAUCAACUUGAUACCCUCUUGGAAGGACAGGAAAACAUUAAGAGUUGUAGCAACUUUACAGCCCAAGCACUCAAUCAUGGAACAGAAACAGAAGUCUUGCUUGUCAAGAAGCAAAUGAGCGACAAGCUGAACGAUCUGGCUGACAGAGAUUUCCCACUGCAGCCCCGCGAAAAUGAUCAGCUGGACUUCAUAGUGGAAACAGAUGGGCUGAAGAAGUCCAUUCAUAACCUUGGCACUAUUUUAACCACAAAUGCUGUUGCUUCUGAAACAGUGGCCACAGGCGAAGGGCUGAAGCAGACGGUGAUAGGACAGCCUAUGUCAGUCACCAUCACUACUAAGGACAAGGAUGGUGAGCUCUGCAAAUCUGGGAACGCUUACCUGACUGCUGAGCUGAGUACCCCUGAUGGGAGUGUAGCCGAUGGAGAAAUACUUGACAACAAAAAUGGCACUUACGAAUUUCUGUAUACUGUCCAGAAAGAAGGGGAUUUUACUCUUUCACUGAGACUCUAUGAUCAGCAUAUUAGGGGCAGCCCAUUCAAACUCAAGUUAAUCAGAUCAGCGGAUGUGUCCCCGACCACUGAAGGAGUUAAAAGGCGUGUGAAGUCUCCUGGUAGUGGCCAUGUAAAGCAGAAGGCGGUAAAAAGACCGGCUAGUAUGUACAGCACUGGCAAAAGGAAAGAGAACCCCAUUGAAGAUGAUUUGAUCUUCAGAGUAGGUACCAAAGGGAGAAACAAAGGAGAGUUUACAAAUCUUCAGGGAGUAGCUGCAUCUACAAAUGGAAAAAUAUUAAUAGCAGAUAGCAAUAAUCAGUGUGUACAGGUGUUUUCCACUGAUGGCCAGUUCAAGAGCCGUUUUGGUAUUCGGGGAAGGUCUCCCGGUCAGUUGCAGCGGCCUACAGGAGUGGCUGUGCAUCCUUGUGGGGACAUCAUUAUUGCCGACUAUGAUAAUAAAUGGGUUAGCAUAUUCUCCUCUGAUGGAAAAUUUAAGACAAAAAUUGGGUCCGGAAAACUUAUGGGACCAAAAGGUGUUUCUGUGGAUCGAAAUGGGCACAUCAUUGUUGUGGACAACAAAGCAUGUUGUGUGUUCAUCUUCCAGCCUAAUGGAAAAAUAGUAACCAGGUUUGGAAGCCGAGGCAACGGAGACAAACAGUUUGCAGGUCCCCAUUUUGCAGCUGUCAACCACAAUAAUGAAAUUAUUAUUACUGAUUUCCACAAUCAUUCUGUCAAGGUGUUUAACCAGGAAGGUGAAUUCAUGUUGAAGUUUGGAUCUAAUGGAGAAGGAAAUGGGCAGUUCAAUGCUCCAACAGGAGUAGCUGUGGAUUCUAAUGGAAAUAUUAUUGUAGCAGACUGGGGAAACAGCAGAAUACAGGUUUUUGAUGGAAGUGGAUCCUUUUUAUCCUAUAUAAAUACAUCUGCUGAUCCACUUUAUGGUCCUCAAGGUUUGGCCUUGACAUCAGAUGGUCAUGUGGUAGUUGCAGACUCCGGCAAUCACUGCUUCAAAGUCUAUCGAUAUUUACAGUAACAACUGGAACAGGAUCUCACUCAAGAUGUUUAUAGCUUCAGAAAUCCAAGAUAGAUCCCUUUGUGUCGGAUGUCCUUAAAUACUUCAAUUUUAAUGCUGAAGGAGGCUUCAAAUGUUCCCCUAAACCUACAUUGUUUACAUAGGAUUUGCACCUCAUAUGUUCUGCACUGAACGUGUCCUAGGGGAUUAAUACAUAAGACCCUGUUUUUUCUCCCUCCCCUUCCCCAAAUUCACAAAGACACUAGACAUAUGAACUGUGGCUUGUAGAUCAGGCAUUUCUAAAAUUGACUAAUUUUUGUGAAGGAGGGGAAGAACAUAAAAAGUUACUUGUUAUUAAAAGGUGUAUACAAUAUGUGAAUGGAAGUGCUGGUUUAAAGCAUCCAUGUUUGGAAGUCGCUCGUGUUAAGGACUAUUUGCCCAGCAGGAAGUCUGGGAACCUUUUAGAUCACAUUGUUAUAGCUAAGUAUUACACUUGUAAGAUUCUUCAGUCUUAGUUAAUGUAAUAAAUAGUUUCUUUUAAUAAUAAGGAGAUAUGGUUAACUCUUCUUGUACUAGCUGUUAGAUCUAACACAGCUCGAUUUCGAACACUACAAGAAUCAAUGCAAACUCCCUGUCCUAUGUGAGAUUUGAUGUACAUGGUUAUCAACCUCCCUGUUGCUCACAUUGUGUUAGGAUUUUCCAGAGCCCCAAACUUGUAAAAAUAUGGAAGUACACUCUCUAUAUAGAUGGGUUACUGUUGAUACCUUAUAGAACCAAAUCCCUAUUGACAUCACUGGUUAGAGAAUUACGUGUCUUACAUCAGCUUAGCAAACUUCACAGCUAACAUUCAUGCUUCACAUCUGCUCUUGCUGUGAUUCUGAAAACAACCCCCUUUACUUCAGUUAUACAUUUUCAUACAAUAUGUAAGCCAGGUAGAGGAUCUACUUUACAUAACCAAAGGAAAUUUCGCAGUUGACAUAUCUAAUCUGGGAUGGAAAAUAGUAAUCUGAGGGUUAGCAAAGCAGGUCUUUUAAAAAAAUCUAUUGAGCAUAACAAAAUUAAUACAUUGGAGAACAAGUCUUAAAAAUCAUCAUUUGCAACAAAAAAUUAUAAUUUGUCUUAACACAUGUAUGUGUUUGAGUACAAUGAAUAAGGAAUGAAAAUGUAGGUGAUUGGAACAACCAAGAACAUUCAUAACCCAUUUGUAUUGAAGGGCAUUUUGAAAAAGUAUCUUUCCCCCACCACCUUCCCAUAUACAAGCCUUGUAAAUUAUUAGAGUCACAUCUGUGCUCACCCAACAUGUUUACUUUUUUGUUUUAACUUAUUUGCAACAUUUAUCAUAUUUUUAAAUUUCUUUUUAGAUUAAGUGACUUCUGAUAGCAAGCAGUUGGAGGCCACGUACUAUUAUCUCCAGCCUUAUACAAGUUGUCAGUGAAUAGUGUGGCUUCUGUAUCCAAACUAAUCUUUUUUUCUGACUGAUAUUUUAAUAGCUGCCAUCCUACACUUUUAGGGUUGGUAGAGACCAUUAUCUUGCUUAAAAUGUUUCAGUAAUGAGUCCGGUGAAAAUAUGUACAAAAACACAUACAUACCAUUUACCUAGCUAGUCCUUAACAACACUAGCUAGAAAACUGGGAUGUCACAUUCAGCCGAGACAUAUAGAUGAUCAGUGUUUAAGGCUUUACUCCCUUCUCUUUAAGGAUAAUAGAAUAAUUCCACUUGUUGCUAUAAAAUAAUCCUUUUACAAUCGGUAAUGCCAAGAAUCAAGUUUUAUGGUUCUUGGAUAAACAAAGAAGUGUCUUUUGGCAAAAGAUACCAGAUACUAUUAGUCUUGGGUACUGAGCCUUUUUGAAAGCUAUUUAAAUUAUCUGGGAAAAGGGAUAUCCUAUUUAUGAUUUAAUGUGUAUUUAUUAACCAUGUAAACAAAACAAAAACAAAAAAGAAACCUUAAGCUGUCUUGUCAUUUUUAUUGAGCUUCUACUGUAAAGGAACUCACAAACUUGUUAAGUGUGUUAUUACGAUAGACUUGAUUCAAGGCUCACUGUCACACCAAUUUGGCUUAAAGGUUUGACACUUUUGUAAAGAAGUUCUGGUAACAAAAAGAAAUGUUAACUUGAUUUAAAAGAGGGGCUGGGGAUACUGAGCCAAAUUAUCUUAAACAGUGGCACUACAAACGUUUCUCACUUUUAGUGAAAAAUGGUGCUCUGUUGUGCCCCUGCUCCUUUUAAUGGAUCUUUUGCAGAAGAAGGAAUUAUGGAAUUUUAUAAGGGUAGCACCAAAAGUUAAACGUGGAGAUCAUUUCAUGCAUGCAGACAUGUCCAUGCAUUUCUUACAAUGUAAUCAUUUCUUAAUUCUUCUAGUAAAUAAUACCUAAGAAUUGCUGUAUGUAAUGCUACCUUUCCCGAAGAUUUGAAUUUCUGCUUCUUUCCUUUCCAACAAAGCGAACACAUAUUAAGGGUGGCCUCUGUACCUUCUUAGAUCCUGGUUCUCCCUUGAUGAAUUGUUAGGAUUUUGUAGAAUACAUUGGCAAUGCACACUAUUAUUCAUCAGCUAGACACCGAGCAAAAAUAGUUUGCUGCAGUAGUAAUCAUUUGAAAAUCAGCUAGCAAUAAUUUUGCUUCCAGGUUUUCAGAUCUUCUCUCCUAAAGACAGCUAGUUUUGCCGCACACGCAGUUAAUGUUUGAAGCUCUCAGAAACAACCACAAUUGCAGAAGUGUGAUGUUCAAAAGAAAAUAUAAUUUUUAAAUCGGAUAAAUAUUUACCAGAAUUAAUGUCUGAGGUAGGAAUAAGCAAAGUAUGAAUCUUUAAAUGUUGGGCUGUAGCUCUCAUACAUCAUGAUUGGUUAUGCUGGCUAAAGCUGAGCCCAACGACAACUGGAAGUUGUAGUGCAGCAACAUCUGGAAAGACAUACUUUGCUCACCUCUGAUCUAAAGGCAUAUGGAGGUUAGACCCCCAAGCUUGUUGUUGUACUAGCUCAACAAUUGCAAUUUGGGAUUUAUCUACACUGCAGUUAUAAACUGGAUCAAGACUCCUAGCUUGGCCCAAACUUCCUUGGCAAUUCUGGUCUAGGGUUGUGGUAUAGCUCUCCUUCGAUGUCAAGUGGUGCUUAAAUGAACAGUAAUGAGCCGUAACAUGUUCUGAGCAGUGCGAGUACACCUGUGUUUAUUUGAAGGAAAGUAAAAAAUACUGUCAAUUCAUUUUUGGAUAAACUCAAACUGUAUAUUGAAAGGUUUUUUUAACUGUAAAAAAAGAAAAAAAUGUUAAAUACUAAUGGAGUUUUUACACUAAUUUAAAGUUUCAGCAAUGUAAUGAGAAAAUAUUGUCUAUUGUUGUUGACCUUUGUAAACAUUACAGGGCUUUCAACUUUACAGCUAGUUUUUCUUUGAUGACUAAGGAUCUAGUGUUGCCAUAAUGAAAAACAAGUGCCCAUUAAGUUAUGCUUGUUGUGUGAGGAAAUAAUUCUUUUUUAAAAAUAAUAAUAAUAUGGCUGACAGCAUGGAACAAAAGUGUUAAUGUCUGCUGAAAACGGUGUUGAUGAUCAACUGUGAGCAGUGAAUCUAAGGGUCUGUGUUUUGAAGAAUGUAUGGAAGAUGUUUGUGGUGUAGUGUAGGAUGAUGCCAGAGUGGUGAUAGUUUCUGAUGAAUGUACAACACUUUACAUGGAUGUCCGUGCGCAACACAGCCUUAACCCCAAUGGUUUGCUUCCCCCCGGUCCCUGCUUUAUGACAUGAGAAUGUUCCAUAAUGUGCAUCGUGUAUUGUAAUAUCUCUGUGCUAGAAACUGAAUUGUUUCAUAUGUCGUACUCUUCCAGUCUUUGGAUUUUGUUUUUGUUUUGUACAUUCCAGCUUUAUAAGUCAGUUUCAUAUGUUUUGUGUAAACAAUGCUAUAAAGUCUUGCACUCUCUAAAAAUGAUACCGACUUAUCGUAGUCAUUUUUUUCUUUCUUUCUUUCUCACCAACAGCUACAUUCCCUUCUCUCUAUUGAGAAGAAAUUGAAUUCUGUCUAGUUAAGGCUGAGGAUGAAAGCUGUUCAUUGAAGAGUGUUCGUGUGUAGGUUUAGCUACAUGUGUGCCACGGUGUUCUUUACGCUUUGUCCUACAAAGAAAGCUUAAAAAAACCUUACCUUGUGUUGGAACAAUAGGAAAGUCCAGACUCAAAUAUGUAUCUUUUAUCAUUCACAACCCUGCAAAAUAAAAAUAAAUGAAUGAA
Anolis carolinensis (green anole) is the source of this 7076-nucleotide messenger RNA. RefSeq names its product tripartite motif containing 2 (gene trim2). Lineage: Eukaryota; Metazoa; Chordata; Lepidosauria; Squamata; Anolidae. The record is from RefSeq and is a predicted model, not a curated record. Bases 659 to 2893 code for a protein of 744 amino acids. The transcript is spliced from 12 exons. Gene Ontology annotation, biological process: protein polyubiquitination; proteasome-mediated ubiquitin-dependent protein catabolic process; negative regulation of translation. Gene Ontology annotation, molecular function: zinc ion binding; translation repressor activity; ubiquitin protein ligase activity.